AUGCAUAAUAAAAAGAAAUGACUUUUUACUAAUAAUUCUCAUAAUUUGAUUCAAAUAUGUAAGAUUUUAUGCAGGUCAAAUGGAAAAGACUCUCAAUUCGAAUCGCCCGGGAGGUCUCGCUCAAUAGGCCACUAUAUACUUGGGAAAACUAUAGGUCAAGGCACAUUUGGAAAAGUUAAAAUUGGCACUCAUAUCUUAACGGGAGAAAAAGUGGCAAUUAAAAUUCUUGAAAAAGCAAAAAUUUCAGAUAAAAAUGAUGUGGAGAGGGUUGCUAGAGAAAUUCAUAUAUUAAAGCUGCUAAGACAUCCUAAUAUUGUGCAACUUUAUGAAAUUAUUGAAACUCCGAAACUUUUUAUAUCGAGAAUAAAUAAUUUGCACUGUUGUUCAAAAAAUAAAAUAGAAAUUAAUUCCUUUUAUAUAUUAUUUUUAAUUUAUUUUACCACAAUAUAUAUAAAUCUUUAUAAUAAAUGAGGUUAGUGUUAUAUUAUACCAAUAUAUUAUUAUAAAUUAAAUAAAAAUUAAUUUUGAGCAUUAUUGAGCCAUUUUCCCUGAUAAUGCAUAUCUGAUCAUGGAAUUUGCAAGCGGCGGAGAGCUUUUCGAUUUCAUAGUUGCACACAAUAGGGUCGAAGAAUAUGAAGCUUGUGUUAUUUUUCAACAAAUCCUAGCUGGAGUUGAGUAUCUUCAUAAAAUAAAUAUCGUUCAUCGCGAUUUAAAGCCAGAGAACUUACUUCUUGAUAAAAAAAAUCAAAUAAAACUAGCCGAUUUUGGGCUAUCAAAUACUUACAAGCCUGGACAGCUAUUAAAAACAGCUUGUGGAAGCCCCUGCUAUGCUGCCCCAGAAAUGAUAGCUGGGAAACGAUAUAAAGGCUCUCAAGUAGACAUAUGGAGCUGCGGGGUAAUUUUAUAUACGUUAGUAUGCGGUUAUUUGCCUUUUGAUGAUAAAAAUACGACUCAGCUCUAUAAAAAAAUUUUGGGCGGAGACUACAAAUGCCCAAAUUUUAUUUCUGAACCUGUGAAAGAUCUGAUUGGGAAAAUUUUAAACGUUGACCCUGAAAACCGUUAUAAUAUUGAUCAGGUAAAACAGCAUCCUUGAUAUAGAAUGGCUCGACAAGAAAUUCCUAUUGGAAUUAUUAUUGGGUUUGAUAGAAUUUUAAUAGAUGAUGAAAUGCUAUAAUGUAUUUAGUUGAAUAGCAUGCUAAAUCUAAACUCUCCCCCUCCAUAAUUAUCAUAAACAUUUUUCGCUCACAUGGGGGUUAAUUUUUUUAAAAAAAUUUAUACUUAAUUUUUUUUUUAAAUUCGUAAAAUUUCAGAAAUAUUAAUUUAAUUUGCAAUUUUUUUUUUUUUAAAAUGCUGUUUAAAAUUAAACAGAAUUAGCGAUAGAUUUCAUUAUACUUAUUAUCAAAUUUUUUUCAUAAAAUAUUUUUUUCAGUUACGGAGGUGGGUUUUGCCCAAAAAUAGGGAUUUUUUCCAAUGGUUUUGUUUGCUCAUAGAGGUGGAGUGAGGUAUUUUUUUAAUAUCUAUUAUAUAAGAAAUAGCCUAAAAUUUAAUCUUUCAGGUUAUAUACCCUGCUUAAGUGAAUUUUUAAUUCGUGCUAAUUAUUAAAUACCUUAUUAAUAAGUAAAAAAAGCUUUAAAAUUAUUUUUUUAUAUAAAAGUAAGGCAAGUCUAAUUAAAAAUAUCAUAGAAAGUCUUAAUCAAUUUGGCUUCAACAUAAGCCAAGCCAGAAAAUACAUUGAAAGUAACAAGCAUAAUAACUUGACAACCACUUACUAUUUAUUGCUAAAUAAGCAUGGGGAAGGAAGAAUCAAGCCUCUCCAGCCUAAAAUUCCUAUCCCAAGAAUCUCUAUCGAAAAAGUUCCUGGAAACAUUACAGAGCGUUCCAGAACGCCAAAUAGCGAUCGAAACUCAAUUGAACUAAAACGUCCAAAUACAACAAGACCCUCUAUAGGCGCCCACAAUAGAAAAGUUUCUCAAAUCACAGAAACCCGUAAAGUGACAACACCAAAAGAAACUUUCAAAUCAGUUUCCCCUACUUCACAUAGGCCAAAUGCAUCACCAAAGCCAUCAAUUUACAGCAGACUCCAAAAUAAAGAAAAUCCUCCAAAAAUAAGGCCAGUCAUAAAAGUCCAUAAAGGUCCUUUUAAUGUCAGCUGCACAAGUGUAAAAUCUUAUGAUGACAUUGUAAAAAUUGUUGGCAAUGCGCUAGAAAUAAAUGAUGUAGCCUUUAAACAAGGAAAUUUAGGGAAUUUUGAGUGUGAAAAGAGCAAGGUUAAGUUUGGGGUUGAAAUUAAUAGUGUUGAAGGAUAUAAUGAGUUUUUAUAUAUUUGCCAGCAUUUAUAUGAUGAAUUUAUUUAUUUUUAUUUAAUAAAAAUAAUAAGGAAUGUAUGGUAAAUCAGCAUAUUCAAAACUAUUAAUUGUGAAAUUUGUGAAAAUUAAUAAUGGGGUGGGUUAUGAGAGUGUAUGUGAAGAAAUUUUGAGCUCAAUGAAUUUGUAG
Blepharisma stoltei is the source of this 2493-nucleotide messenger RNA. Lineage: Eukaryota; Ciliophora; Heterotrichea; Heterotrichida; Blepharismidae. The record is from the annotation of a GenBank genome assembly.